This is a messenger RNA of Fonsecaea erecta, 1359 nucleotides long. RefSeq lists its product as hypothetical. The record is from RefSeq and is a predicted model, not a curated record. The transcript has 2 exons. NCBI's taxonomy places the organism in Eukaryota, Fungi, Ascomycota, Eurotiomycetes, Chaetothyriales, Herpotrichiellaceae. The coding region runs from base 1 to 1359 and encodes 452 amino acids.
AUGGCGUCGAGCGGGCUUUUCGAGUCCUCUGCACAUCAGCUAUUCCGUCGCUGCGUCCAGUGCCCCCCUGAUCCUCCCAGCUGCCCAGCAUGCGACGUGGAUGAGACUUGCUCCUUGACCGCUCAGUCAUGCGACUCUUGUGCAUCCACCACCUGCGUAAAGAUUGGAUCUCUGCCUGGUCAAUCAGCACCGAAAAAGUCUACACCGGUUGGCCCUAUCGUCGGCGGAGUCGUUGGAGGUGUCGUCAUUCUGGCUGCCAUUGUUUAUCUGGUCUAUCGGUAUCGAAUUCGUAAGAAACGACGCGCACCGACUUGGGAUCCUCCCGAGAAGAGGGAUCAAUCCACCCUUCACCGCGCAGACCGUCAAUCCACUAGGUCUGCCCACUCGAUCGCCUCCACUGUUUUUACGCGAGCCUCAAAUGUCAUCCAGAUAGCCUAUAUUCCAGGAGUUACCGUGCGAUCGCCCCCAGACUCCCCGGGAGUCAUGAUCCCACCCGUGCCUUCAAUUCCUGGAGGCAUUGCCACCAACUCUGCCACCGGGUCACCCCAGCUGGAGCAACAUUUCUUCAUGCCGAAGGAUCUGAGAGAUUCCACGUGGUCUGACGCGUCUUCCCUCGAUCCACGAAUCAGUCUGGCCCCGAGCUUGGCUCGCGCAAGCGUGGCGACCACCAUUUACCGCAAUGAUGCUAUUGUCCCACCUAUACCAGCUCAGCAGGCCUUCCGAGCGCAAGCCAAUGUUGUGAGUGUCAAGUCCGGAUCGAACACUCCGGGAUCCUCCUCGACCCCGAGCGCGAGGACGCCACAGAUCCCGCAAGUCCCGCAAAUGCCCAAAUUGGGAAGCAGCAACAGCUCCAUUGUUGCGCGAAACGUAACGGCACGGCCUAUCGAGGUCAAGAAAAUCAGUUCAGGGGCUCGAGUCCCUACACUGGCAAAUCUGGCCAAAGAAGCCGCCCGAAAGAGCAGCACUGCGGCAAGCUCCAAGGAGAGCAUUCCUUUUUUCGUGGACGAAAAGGAGGUCGUGCCUUCGCCCGCGACGACCACCCCGAUGACCAUCCUCGACGAUUCCCCGAUCUCACCUCUGGUGAUUCCUAAGCAGCCCUUUGCUGCUAAUCACUCGGCGAGAUCGUCAUCGGUGAGCGCCAUUCUUUCUCUGGAUGGUUCUCAAGAAGGCUCCUCGCGCGGGCCCACGCACCGGCACACUGGCAGCGCCACCUUGAGUGCCGUGAUUGAGGACGCUAUCAAACGUGCACGGAACCCCGAACACAUGAAUGUGAGCAGUCCAACCCUACGGCCAGAGCUGGUCAAGCAUGACUCCGGACCGUUCUCGGACGCCAAUGAAGUGAAGGAGAAUUUACCUUGA